Anthonomus grandis grandis is the source of this 1519-nucleotide messenger RNA. RefSeq names its product guanine deaminase. The record is from RefSeq and is a predicted model, not a curated record. Gene Ontology annotation, biological process: guanine catabolic process. The transcript has 8 exons. Gene Ontology annotation, molecular function: guanine deaminase activity; zinc ion binding. The coding region runs from base 132 to 1445 and encodes 437 amino acids. Gene Ontology annotation, cellular component: cytosol. NCBI's taxonomy places the organism in Eukaryota, Metazoa, Arthropoda, Insecta, Coleoptera, Curculionidae.
UGCGGUUAUAUUAGCAAGAGAGUAAUAAAAGUUCAUCUAUUCCCUCCACUUAACGAUGCAACACGUUAGCAUUUUUUAUUGAAUUUAACAGUUUGUCGGUAUUAUUUAUUAUUAAAUAUUUAUUUAAAAAAAUGAUUACAGUGAAAAUUUUUAUCGGAAACAUUAUCCAUUGCACCGGUAAACUAAAAAUAGAAUUAUUGGAAAACGGUUUUGUAGCGGUUCAAGGAAGCCAGGUAUUAGCUCUAGGUAACAGGACAGAGUUGAACAACAUUAUUGAACAGAUUAACGUGCCGCCAUGCUCCUUAAAAAUACACUAUUUAAAAAAAUCCCAAAUACUAAUUCCCGGACUCGUGGACACUCACAUUCAUGCACCUCAAUAUCCAAAUUGUGGAUUGGGAUACGACAAAACGCUUAUGGAUUGGCUUGAUAUUUAUACUUUUAAUUUGGAACGGAAAUAUCGCGAUUUAGACCUGGCAAAGAAGGUUUUUGAUGCAGUGGUGAGAAAAACUCUGGAUAAUGGUACAACCACGGCCUGUUACUUUGGAUCCUUAUUUAAUGAAGCUUCCUUAGUUUUGGUAGAUAGUGUAAUUUCGCAUGGCCAAAGGGGCUUUGUAGGGAAAAUUAACAUGACUCAGUCGCCCUUUAAAGAUUAUGUGGAAACACCACAGGAAACUGUGGAUAAUACUAUUAAGUUUGUAGAGGAUGUUUUGGCAAAACAAAGUAAUUUAGUAUCACCAAUUAUUACCCCACGCUUUGCCCCCAGUUUGGAAUUGGAAGAUAUGACUCAAUUAGGAAAAAUUGCUCAAAAAUAUAAUCUAAGGAUUCAGACCCAUAUUUCCGAGAAUCUGGAUGAAAUCAGUUAUGUUAAAGAACAUUUUGGCAUGUCUUACGCAGAAGUGUAUGAGACAGCUCAACUUUUAACCAACAAGACUAUUUUAGCGCAUGGAAUAUAUUUAAAUCAAGACGACAUUGACAAACUAAAAAAAUAUCAAACUGCCAUCGCCCAUUGUCCAGAUUCCAAUAUUUGCCUAAAAUCUGGAUUAUGUGAUGUUAAACAUCUUCUGGAACAAGACAUCAUUGUUGGACUGGGCACAGAUGCCUCCGGUGGUUCCUCACCCUCAAUUCGAAGUGCAAUGAAAUCAGCGUUAGAUACAUCUAUCUCUGUUUCCUUUAACAAAUCAAAUUAUCAACCUUUAAAUUAUCAAGAUGUAUUCUAUUUGGCCACCCUAGGAGGUGCCAAAGCGCUUGCAAUAGAAGAAAAAAUAGGGAAUUUUGAGGCUGGCAAACAGUUUGAUGCGCUAAUAAUUGACGCCAAUGUCAAUGGCCCAAUUGACUAUCUUCAAUAUUGUUCACCAUUGGAGAUAUUACAAAAAUUUAUUUAUUGCGGUGAUGACAGGAACGUCGUCUCCGUAUUUGUUGCUGGGGAUAAUCUAAAAUCCUUAUAGAUUAUUCUCAUGUGAAGGUGCAUUUUUAUGGUUGAAAACCAAAUAAGUAAUAUAUGGAGUGUUUUUUCAUUUAA